AAGGAGGAGCUGCAGGUUUGUGUUUUGCUCACUAUAUUAGACCCAGAUUUCAUUCAAUUGUCCUUCAAUUUAGUGAAGCCAGUUGUGAUGUGAUAGUGAGCUGUUUGUUUUUGUUCAGGAAAGGACAAUGUGGAAUAUUUUCCUGCAAGCAACCUGACCACAGACACAAGGAUGUCUUGGCCUGUUCUGUACGCUCAGGUAGUCGGGGCCAACCGUCACUCCACCAGCCUGGGUAAAGUCUGGCUCUCUGUGUUGUUUAUUUUCCGGGUCAUGGUGCUGGUUGUUGCUGCUGAGAGCGUCUGGGGGGACGAGCAGUCUGACUUCACCUGUAACACACUACAGCCGGGCUGUGAAAACGUCUGCUAUGAUCAGUUCUUCCCUGUCUCCCACAUCCGUCUAUGGUGUCUUCAGCUUGUCUUUGUUUCCACACCGACACUCCUGGUUGCAAUGUAUGUGGCCUAUCGGAACCACAUCGAUAAGAAGAGGCUCCUGCAGGGUUUUGGUAGAGCUGGUUUCCGUAGCAACAAAGACCACGAGGAAGAUUUGGAGACUCUGAAGACCCGGAGACUCCCUAUAACUGGCGCCCUCUGGUGGACGUAUGCCUGCAGCCUGGUGUUCAGGCUACUGUUUGAAGGAAGCUUUAUGUAUGCUCUAUACGUGGUAUACGAUGGCUUUCAGAUGCCACGGCUGGUGCAGUGUGACCAGUGGCCGUGUCCAAACCUGGUGGACUGCUUCAUCUCACGCCCCACCGAGAAAACCAUCUUCACUGUUUUCAUGGCCACUGCCUCCUCUAUCUGCAUGGUCCUUAACCUGGCUGAACUCGCAUAUCUUGUUGCCAAGGCUGUCACUAGGUAUAGGCUUUAAUCAGUCAGACAGUCAGGAUUCUCAGAGGUCAGAAGGAGAGGAAAACGUACAGACAAUCCAGCAGAGGGAGGAUGCAGAAUAAGACAAACCAGAAGUUACUUGUCUCAACCUAAGGACGCAGCAACAAGGUGGACAAUACAUGCAGAAGAAACACUUUCCAAAGACUUGAAACCUGAAUAAUUACAAGUGGCACACCUGUGAAUGACACAAAACAUGUUCAAAUACAACUCAAAAAGUUUUUCUAUGAUACCUAAUGUGUUAAAAAGUAACAUUCACAUGGGGGGAGAAGAUGAAAUCGGUGUCAACAACUCAAAACUAAAUUUCUAACAUGAUAUUUUCAAAGAUUGUAUUGACAAUACUUCAGUUCACUGAAUAUAAAUGCACCCACCAAUUCCUACUUUAUCUACCAAUACAGUUUCAUUGCAAUUUUGUGUUAGUCUAAUAGUUUGAGUUAAUAAUUACAUGAUAAUAAUAAUAUCAAUAAUACAAGUAAUAAUGCUCUUGUUUGUAAAAACUAAAUUUACUAACUCUGUGACAGCUUUGUUGCAAAUAACUUGGAGGUACAAUCUGAAACAUACACUUGCAUCACUCAUACAGUCAGAAACCUACAAUACAUAAACCACGUGAUUCAUCAAGGCAUCAAAACGUUAUACUGUUUUGACAAAAGCCAAAGGAAAGAAAUGGAGUGAACAGAGUAACAUCAUAUCAUUUUUAUUUACAACUGAUGCAUCAAGUGAUUUAGUGUAUGAACCUCUGUUGACCUCUGCUGGUAGCCAAUAGUUACUGCACCUCUUUCACAGGUCAAGUCCCCCCCCCACUCUGAGGGACAGACACUCACACAAUACAAAAUUACAGACACGGUGCGAGGAGAACAUUACAAGUAACCAUAAAGUCUCUUUAUGCAAGACAUGCUAACUUUAAUGCUAAGCAAACUCUUCAUCAUAUCUAUUUUGUUUGUAUUCCUUUAAUGCCAUCUUUUUGUUCAUUUUCAUAAUUUUGACCAAAAUUGCAUAUUUCUGGUACAACGAUAUUGGGCCUCUGCUAAUUAUGAGGUAUUUCUAAUCCAACUACUGCUGUUAUGUCUGUCAGUAGAACUAGGCUCUAUAGAAGAACUAGGCUACUAAUAUCUUUGCCACUUAUAGCCUACAACUAUAGCAGUAAUGAGGCUAAUAGGCCUACUAAUCUUUAAAUAAAAAAACAUGUAUUCUCA
Etheostoma cragini (Arkansas darter) is the source of this 2074-nucleotide messenger RNA. RefSeq names its product gap junction beta-6 protein-like. The transcript is spliced from 6 exons. Gene Ontology annotation, biological process: cell communication. Lineage: Eukaryota; Metazoa; Chordata; Actinopteri; Perciformes; Percidae. Bases 172 to 864 code for a protein of 230 amino acids. Gene Ontology annotation, cellular component: connexin complex. The record is from RefSeq and is a predicted model, not a curated record.